Molecule: messenger RNA, 1297 nt
Organism: Helianthus annuus (common sunflower)
Lineage: Eukaryota; Viridiplantae; Streptophyta; Magnoliopsida; Asterales; Asteraceae
Product: probable NOT transcription complex subunit VIP2
Exons: 7
Coding region: 139-792 (217 amino acids)
Source: RefSeq, a predicted model, not a curated record
UUGAAAUUUGUACAUGUUCAACAUGUUUUUCUAGGAAAUAAUGGGGUUCAAGAAGUCGAAGGAAACAAAUUACCGCGUCUUGUUUAUGUUUCUAGAGAGAAAAGGCCCGGAUUUGACCACCACAAGAAAGUCGGUGCCAUGAAUGCUUUGAUCCGAGUGUCGGCGGUUUGUUGUGUGAUGAUACUGCUCACAUUCUUGAUAAAUUUGACCAGUGAGCAGCAACACUUGAAACUUCUCCACACGUGUUUGACACAUGAUUGGUAUGUAACAGGAGGGAAACUCUCAGGCAUGGUGAUGGUGGUGAUUUGGGAGUGUUCCAGGCUGCAUUUAAUGACCAAACGACGACGAAGAACAUCAGUGUUGUUGAGCUGCAAAACAGGGAUGGCGAUGGGAACUAAUGGACCAGGAUCUGUUCAGGGGCUCCACAACUUACAUGGUAGUUUCAAUGUCGCUGGCACACUUGGAUCCCAAAAUCCAACAACCGCUAAUGUACCUUCAAGUGGGCUUCAACAACAAAGCGGAAACCUUUCUGCUGGAAGAUUUACAUCAAACAAUAUGCCUGCUGCUCUUUCUCAGAUAGCUCAUGGCAAUUCACUCAGUCAUUCAGGGCUAAAUAGUAGAGGUAGCUUGAUUGUUGUUGGAACCCCUGGGUUCAGUAGUGGUGCAAAUGCAUUUAGUGGCUCGAUUCCUGGAGUCCUGCCUACCACUGCACCAAUCAGUAACCGUAAUUCUAUUCCGGGAGUCGGAGUCCCACCGGUUAUAGGAAAUCGGAGCUCUCGGAUCACCAGUUAAGCUGGAAACAUUGGCAGUGGUGGUAGCAUUGGAAGAAGCUCAAGUUCUGGUGGCGGUUUAUCAUUCCCGGGCGCCUUGCUUCUCGACUUAACCUAAACACUAAUAGUGGCUCAGGAAAUUUCAGUGUGCAGGGAUCAAAUAGAAUAAUUGGUGCUUCUCCACAGGUGAUGUCUAUGUUUGGAAACUCAUACCAUUAAGGAGCUGCAUUCAACUUGCUGUGUGGAGAUAGGGACCACAUGAUUAUCGAAAAAAUUGAGAGGCAUUUUAACCAUAGUGUUACCGAGGUGCCAUCAUGAACAAGUGAUGAAGCCUUUAAGGAUGUUGUGAGGAAAGCUGGUUUGAUGUAGAAUUUCUCAUAUUUCCCAUUAUCAUAUACACAAGUUAAUAUUGGUUGGUUAUUUUUGUAUUGGGUAGUGAAUUUUGGUUGGUUGAUUGGAAAAUCAGUUUUGUUUGUGAUGACUUGGAUGCUCAAGUGGUAGUAUUGAGAACAGUUACUUUAGAAUUU